AUGUGGGUAUACCCAUUUGGCCAACAUAUAAACGCGCGGGGGGAAGAAGACUACACAAAGUGCAUCACCCCCGUCGAUUUAAGGGACCACUACAAAAAUUACAAACACACCAGUAGCAACAAACAAGUGAAGCAAAUUGUUCGGAGAAAUGCCAAACAGGUGCGGGAUGUAGUCCUGACCAGUUGGCUACCCCAGCGGAUGGAUCCGCAUAUAAAAAAUGAGGAUGCCAAAAUUCGUCUGAGCAACCCCAAAGGAGGAACAAAAACCAUUUUAUACGUUGACUUCGUGUACACCCAACUGAUCAGACAUACGUAUGUGUUGUUACAUUCGCUAAAUGUAAACAAAAGGAAGGAAAAAAAAUUCAAUUUUAGCAAAAUUUUUACAUACAAAUAUAAUUAUAAACCGUGUGAAGAGGAUCAAGUUGGAAAAUAUUUGGACCACUACAAGAUAAGCAAUGACCUUGCAGGGUGUGCGCACUUUUUUAUGUAUUCCUGGGCGGGAGAAAAAAAAAAAACAGAAAUAACAGCAGAAACGGAAACAGCAGAACAGUGUGAAAAUAAGGCCAACUUUAACAUGUGCAUAUAUUUACCAACAAAAAAAGAAGUGGACAUUUUAUUCAUCUUCCAAAAGUUGCACAAAUAUUUUUAUUUCAAUUUAUAUGUUCCAAUAGUCACAGAGCAAAACAGCUUGAUUUUUUUUCCAUUCGAUUUACGCAAUAAUUUACUGGUCAAACAUAGGUUUGGAAUUUUCGUGCCGUACUUAUAUUUGCACUACUGCGCUGAAAGGGGGACAAACGGAGGCAGCAGUUUGCCCCUGAAUUUAAGUCCAGCCAAUUUGGUCAUGGACACAUUAUACAAUUUUUCCUUUUCUGAAAGGGAAAAUAUUUUUUUCAUUCCUCUCCUUGCAUAUAAUAAUUAUGGUGCGCGUGUUGGCAGUGGAAAGGGCUACUACGAUAGAGCACUUAAGCAAGCGGGGGAGGAGGUAAAAAAAAACGUAAAGGUUUCUCUCUCCUUGGAGGUUCUUCGGUACGAAAUUGACUUUUUGGAGCCCACAGACAUCCUUCUGGAUUACGUAGUAAAUGAGAGGGGCGUCUACCACUUCGUCUCCUGA
Plasmodium coatneyi is the source of this 1110-nucleotide messenger RNA. RefSeq lists its product as uncharacterized. The record is from RefSeq and is a predicted model, not a curated record. The coding region runs from base 1 to 1110 and encodes 369 amino acids. Lineage: Eukaryota; Apicomplexa; Aconoidasida; Haemosporida; Plasmodiidae. Gene Ontology annotation, molecular function: 5-formyltetrahydrofolate cyclo-ligase activity. Gene Ontology annotation, biological process: tetrahydrofolate interconversion; folic acid-containing compound biosynthetic process. The transcript has a single exon.